GGCGUAUGCGCAUGCGAUGGCGUAACAGCUGCCGCAGUCUUGUUGGUUGAUGACAUCGUCCCUGCCGAGCUCGCCCUCCCAGCUGAAACUCGCCGGCAGCUCGUGCUGGCCGCCUCGCGUCUCUGUCGUGGGUGGUGUCGAGGUGGCGGCCAACGGGCAGGGGAAGUUGCUGGCGAAGAGAGCACGCGACUGCAGGAAGGACACCCCACCGCUUCGCCGCAGCACGGAGCCAAUGGUGAGUCGGCGGCCGGGUUUGCCGGCGAAGCGCACGGCAGACGAGGACGGGAUGACGUCAUCAGUGGGCGGGUGGUGGUGGUACCUCACGAAGAUUGGCCGGCGGGAGGCACACACGCCGGUGUCGAUUGCUGUCGUUGUUGUUGUGGGCGUGUUGGCGUCGCCCUCAUUGUCUGGUUGUGUGCUGUCGGCUGAGGGGGCAAUGUGGCGCACAUAGUUUGUGGUGCGAGGUGGGCGGGGAGUGCGGCUGCUGAGCUUGGACCCGACGAAGCAGCCAUACUCAGACGCGUCACUGUGCCAGCCGAUCUGUGCAAUAACACAAACACACAACACACAACACACACAAGUCGUGUUUGUGUGUGUGUGUGUGUGUGUGUGUGCUCGUGUUGCAUGUGUGACCUGUGUCCUGUGGCAGUGGGAGACGUAGCACUGAGUUCUGCCGUGAUUGUCCUCACCUGUGAGAUGGAAACACACACAUGGGAGAUGCACGUGUGUGCCAACGGCCGGCUGGUUGGCUGGUUGGGUACCUUGUCCGUUGUGCGGCGGAGGGCAGUUGGCUUCAGACGUGGGUGCAUAGUGGCUGAAGGCGAAGAGCACUCGGCCAUUGUCGAGGCGCACCUCAAAACCCUGAUAAACAACAUCCACGGAGACAUGCAAACAUACGGCCAUCCAUUCAUCCAUCGAUUCAUUCGGCUGACCUCGUCGUACACCAUUGUCCAUCUGCCGAUGUCACCGCUCGUCCUGUCGCCAUCCCUCACCACCAGCCGCUUCCAGUCCUCACGGCCGCUCGUUCCGUCAGCCGCCUCGUCUGUUGUGAGCUGUACAGUGAUGCACUCACCCACGCCGCCACGGUUAGCCUCGAGCCACGACGAGUAAUUCUGCACACGCACAGAGGAGAGAAUAGGCUAGCAAGUGCAUGUCUCUGGUCCUCUCAUUCAUAUGCUGACUCACCGACAGCCGCAGAUUGCCCAGAUUGGUGUUGGGAGUCUGCACACAGAAAGCAUGCGGCACUGUGUCUCUCUCAUUGGCGCAUCCUCUCAGACUGACAGUCAUUCACUCACGUCGCUCCCACAGCGAGGCAGUUGGACGUCUCUGUCUCUGUCAAGGCAGAACCGCCAGAUACCAGCGACGUCGCUGGUCAGGCAGUGGACAGGCAAGUCAGAUCUGACGUCGCGAAUCAGAGCCAAGAGGACGAUGAGAGCCAACAGGAGGCCCUUCAUGGUCAUCUCGGAGGCGUGCUGCUUCUUGCAAUUGCAACCCAGGCGAACAGCAAUGACCGGCAGUGAGGAGUCUUAAGCAAUCUGCAAUGACGAGCGAACACAGACAUGUGUGUACACAUCGAUCAUGCGUGUACACACAAACACAAACAUUUCGUUCAUUCGUUCGUUCAUUUAGCUUCUCUGCAAUGUCUUCAUUAUUCACCUGUCAGUGACAGUGUUCGGCGUCGGCACAGCCAUCAAUGACAUCAUCUGUGCGUCACUAUCUGUGCGUCACUCUGACUGUCAACCCUCCGCAGCUUUGCAAUGGAGAGUGGCUGGGGGUGUCAAUCACUUCAUCCGAGCAGGACGUUGGUGCGAUUCAUGGCCUGCCAUCGGGGGGGGAGGGAG
Vitrella brassicaformis is the source of this 1841-nucleotide messenger RNA. The record is from the annotation of a GenBank genome assembly. NCBI's taxonomy places the organism in Eukaryota, Vitrellaceae.